UCGCUCUUUUCUCCGCGAGAUCCGCAGUCAUGGGUCGUCGCCCAGCGCGCUGUUACAGAUAUUGCAAGAACAAGCCCUACCCAAAGUCACGGUUUUGUAGGGGUGUUCCUGAUCCGAAGAUCAGGAUUUUCGACUUGGGCCGCAAGAAGGCUAAGGUUGACGAGUUCCCAUUAUGUGGUCACAUGGUGUCUGAUGAAUAUGAGCAGCUUUCCUCUGAAGCUCUUGAAGCUGCUCGCAUUUGUUGCAACAAGUACAUGGUGAAGACUUGUGGCAAGGAUGGGUUUCACAUUAGAGUACGCCUGCAUCCCUUCCACGUUAUCCGGAUUAACAAAAUGUUAUCCUGUGCCGGUGCUGAUAGACUUCAGACCGGAAUGCGUGGUGCUUUUGGAAAGCCGCAGGGUACUGUUGCCCGUGUACACAUUGGACAGGUGAUCAUGUCUGUGCGCACGAAAGUGCAGAAUAAGGAACAUGUGAUUGAAGCUCUCCGUAGAGCCAAAUUCAAAUUCCCUGGCCGUCAGAAGAUUCACAUUUCCAAGAAGUGGGGAUUUACAAAGUUCAACUCUGUUGACUUUGAAGAGAUGAUUAAUGAAAAGCGCUUGAUUCCUGAUGGCUGUGGAGUUAAAUACAUCCCUGAUCGAGGCCCCUUGAACAAAUGGCGUGCCGUGCACGCUUAGUGGUCUCUGUGCAAGUAGUUUGAGAAAUAAAUUGCACCAUCCAUA
Protopterus annectens (West African lungfish) is the source of this 719-nucleotide messenger RNA. It is a transcript of the gene RPL10, whose product is annotated as ribosomal protein L10. The transcript has 7 exons. Gene Ontology annotation, molecular function: structural constituent of ribosome. Gene Ontology annotation, biological process: translation; ribosomal large subunit assembly. The coding region runs from base 30 to 674 and encodes 214 amino acids. Lineage: Eukaryota; Metazoa; Chordata; Ceratodontiformes; Protopteridae. The record is from RefSeq and is a predicted model, not a curated record. Gene Ontology annotation, cellular component: cytosolic large ribosomal subunit; ribosome.